This is a messenger RNA of Echinops telfairi (small Madagascar hedgehog), 2738 nucleotides long. RefSeq names its product family with sequence similarity 217 member B (gene FAM217B). NCBI's taxonomy places the organism in Eukaryota, Metazoa, Chordata, Mammalia, Afrosoricida, Tenrecidae. The annotation marks the transcript as partial. The transcript is spliced from 3 exons. The record is from RefSeq and is a predicted model, not a curated record.
UCUGUGGCUUCGAUUUCCGGCAGUGAGGAGGCCUUUCCAAACAUAAGCGGACGAAAGCAACCACUUCCCUUUCUGUCACCAUCCGCCAGCAGCUUGAGCAAGAGCAUUCCGAGCACCGCAGAGAAGACCACUCAUCAAAGCCUAGAUGAGGAUCAGCCUUGUGUUCUUUUCAAGAAAGGGAAUCGGCUGAACGACUCUCAUCAGACAAGCAGCCGUCUGACUGCGGAGCCAGCGUGGACGACAGUGCAGCCUGGGAAGAACCCUUCUGGAAAAAGGCCGAGUAAAUCCCGCAGCCCUCGAAUUUCCUCCCAGCAGCAAAGCAGGCCCAUAGGUGCCCUCACACAGGCCGACGCGACAGGGAGAGCCAGCGUUCACGAGGGAAGAAGGCCCGAAUGGAGCCCGCCAGACCCCGGGCGUCCAGGGACCGCAGGGGCCAGCCUGUUCCUGGCCUUCCAGUCCAUGAAGCUCCUCAGCGAGGACACCGAUGAGGACAGUGCCAGUGACCUCUCGGACUCAGAGCGGAUUCCCAUCCCCCCAUCCCCGCUCACCCCUCCUGACCUUCGCCUCCGCGCUGAGGAAUUCAACCCAGCCUACUUCCGCCCGUACCCCGAGCCCAGCCAUGCCAAGCCUGACUACCUCUACCCCGACUUCCUCCCGCCUCCCUUUGACUCCUGGGACCUGCAGGAGAUGGCCGUGAUGCUGAACUCCGAGGGCAAGGCAGACACCGUGCCACGAGCAGCCGGCCUUCUGGGGCGGUACAUCGACCGGCUAGUCCAGCUCGAGUGGCUGCAGACCCAGACGGUGCAGACAGAGAGAGCAAGGGUGGGGGGCAAAGGCAGGCCACCCACGGCCCCUGGGACCUUCUGGCCUCCGAAAAGCCCUGGAAGAAGCAGACUGGUUGCUGCUGCCCUGCCCAAGCCAUUACCUCCCCAGGACAGGCCUCUGAGGCCUUGGCUGUCACGAAAGAAAGACUGGCACCAGGAAGACCCCCGUGCAUCCUGCACGGCCUUCCAGACGGGCCUCCGGGCCCCAGACUUUCCUGCGGGCAGCAGGCUCGCUUCCAAGAAGCAGGCCCAGGAGGGGAGGCCAGAGGAGAGGAGGAAGAAGCCCGUCAAAAGCUCCAAAUUGCAGUGCCUGGACCUGGCCUGUGGCGACAGUGGUGCCAAGCUCCACGCCAAUGGGAAUCUGCGGACCCCCAGAGCCUCAGCUGCCAUCAUUGACCCGGGGGGCCCCUGUAAGGCCCCCCGAACACAAGCACACGUGGCCCUCAAGAAAAAGGGGAACGCAAGCCACGGCAGCCACUCCAGCGUAUCUGGUGAGAAAAAGCUCAAAGCCAGUGGCAUGAAGCGGAGAUUCAAAUAGCGCCCCGCUGGGCUGCAAAGCCUGCCGGGGGGCCCCUGGACAGCAGCGCUCUCCCCACAGGACAGCACUGUAGUGGCGUGGGGGGGGGUGUGUGUGUGUAAGAGAUUAGGGGCCCUGGGUUGAAGUCAUUGGUGGGUUCUGUUUUCCAACCCUACUGCCGUCCCAGGCAAGAUAAUUUUCUGAGAGCGCUUUUUCUGUCAGUCUUUCUGGGCAGUCAGGGUCCUAAGCCCAGGAGCUCUCUGGGGACGAGGCCGUCACAGUAGGCGUCCCCUAAAGGCGCAGACAGCUCUCCAGGUGAGUCAGCCGGCUGGCACAGAGCCUCUGCGUGCACAGCCCAGAGGCAAUGGGGUGCCCCUCCCGUGGUGCCUUGCUCACGAGCAGUCUCACGCGCUCUCCCCCGCAGGGCAGGGUCCUAGGAGGGGUUAUUGCCCUGGCUUUCCAGAAACCAGUCCAGCCCACCCGCGCACGUCGCCCCUCCGCGAGGCUUCUCCUCAAGUGUGAAGGGGUGUAUACUGACGUCACUGGAGUGAAACUCCUGGCCCGAGAGACAUCAGGGUUUAGGGCUUUAAACGCCCCCCACCCCACCCCGAUGUGGCGCUGUGGGUCUGCUUCCGAGUCCUGCGGGCACUUCCCAGUGGGGAGGCCCAUGGCUUUCCGCCUGAUGCCGGUUGGCUGGUGGGUGAGAAGGGCAUGCCACAUGUGUGUGCCAAGGGGAGCUGUGAGUCAGGCACUUUAGACAGGGCCUAUCUCGGUACCAGCACCUGGUACCACCUGGGGUGAGCCAGUUACCAAGUGACAGCUUGGGAACCUGAUGUCCCAAGUUAUAGAUGACAGCCUGUGGUGUGUGCCCACCAGAGCAGGAGGGACUGCCCCUGUGUUGGGCUACUGGAGAGAGGGCUCCAGGGGCAUUCCAGGGUGGGGGGGGGGGUGGGCUCUGCAGAAAGUUGAGGAAGAUGCUACCCCUGGCAUUCUGGGCCCCUAGCUCCCCCUGAGUUUCCCACUAAACUGCAGUUAGACGCUCUGCAGGCCAUCCUCACGUGGGGCUGGGAGUGAGUGUCACCAGUGGGGAGCAGAGCCAUCCUGUCCCUGGUGACACUAGUGACAGUGGGUGGCAGUAGAUAGCCCCAUCCCUUUAAAUGCUGCUGACACGCAUGUUGCUAUUCGCCAAACAAAACUUUCCAUGUUCUAUUUGAAAUGAGAUCAUAUUUUGCAGGUCUCUCACAGUGGUAAAUGUGAGAGACAGGCACUUUAGAAGAUAUUUGUCUAGGGAAUACUGUGCAAAGAUCCCUUUACAAUCUGAAGGAUGAUGUGUACAUACAUGUGAUAUGUAAUAUAUAUAUGUGGUCUGUUUCAAAUACAUGCAUAUUUUGUUGUCA